Aspergillus calidoustus is the source of this 2826-nucleotide messenger RNA. NCBI's taxonomy places the organism in Eukaryota, Fungi, Ascomycota, Eurotiomycetes, Eurotiales, Aspergillaceae. The record is from the annotation of a GenBank genome assembly.
AUGUCUACACUACCACAACCGUCCAGGCCCGCCGCUGGCCCGCCCAUCGGGGCGCUUCCCCAAUUGCCUGCCCCGAAAUCGCGAAAGAGUAUGCCUGCCUCAUCAGACUCCUCACGGGCGGUCUCUCCACACAAGUUGCGCACUCCCUCUAGUCCAAGACCAGCACUCAAAUCGCCGCUCUCCAACUCUACCACCAAUAUUAGCUCCACCAGAUCAGCGUCGGGGGCCAGGGUGCCCAGUAGUCCAGAGAAGUCCCUACGAAGAACGAUCAGCAUCGCUGCGUUUCCGCAACCUCCACGGCCCGGAAGCCGCCCUGGUACCGCGUCCUCAAUGAACGGCCCGGGUCUACAGUCGUCUGGAAGCGUCAAGUCGAAGAGGGGUUCCAGACCAAGCAUGGGGGCCAUCAGCCAAAGAAGUUCAAAGACGCACUCUUUGCUCAGUGCUGGUGGUGACGCUAAAUCGAUCUCACACGCCGAUUUGGAGGGUUCGCCCUCCCAAAGCAGAAGUUCCUCGGCUGAAGGUUCAUAUUCAACAAGUGCCACCACCUUCGAAGAUGGCGAUGAUUCAGCCGGAUCGAAAUCAAAUGCGAAAUCCAAAGAGAUAAAGGGCAACGUCAUCGUAAGCGUCAGGGUACGUCCAAACGUCAAUGGUGAAGGUUCAGCCAAUUCCGAGUGGGUUGUAGAUGCUCGCCGAGGUCUACUUGCUUAUAAUGGGAAGGAAGGCGGCGAUUACUAUUACGAUAACCUCUUCUCGGCUCACGAAAACAAUGCCCGGGUAUAUGAUUCUGCUGCCAAACGCCUGGUAAGAAGGGUAAUGGAAGGGUACCAUGGUACUGUUUUUGCGUAUGGUAUGACGGGAACUGGCAAAACCUUUUCUAUGCAAGGUACUGCGACGUCUCCCGGAGUAAUACCUCUGGCCAUUACCGAUAUAUUCUCCUUUAUCAGAGAAACCCCUCAUCGAGAAUUCCUACUUCGCGUCAGCUACCUGGAGAUCUACAACGAAAAGAUUCACGACCUUCUUUCGGCGUCUAUCGGACCCACUAAUGGCCCGCAAGAGGAAAUCAAGCUGCGAGAGGACAGUAAACGGGGCGUUUACGCAACCCCUCUAAAGGAAGAAAUUGUGCAAAGCCCCACACAGCUUCUCCGCGUUAUUGCAAGAGGUGACCAUGCGAGGAGGACGGGUAGCACUCAAUUCAACGCUCGCAGCUCCCGAAGUCACGCAGUGGUUCAAAUAGUGGUCGAGAGUCGAGAGCGAGUUCCUACAGGGACAACGCAGGACAGGAGAUCCGGUCUAGCCCCCGGUGGAGUCCGAGUAUCGACUCUAAGCCUGAUUGAUCUUGCAGGGUCAGAGCGAGCCGCUGAUGACAAGGAGCGACGCACCGAAGGUGCACAUAUCAACAAGAGUCUUCUUACCUUGGGAAACAUCAUCUCCAGACUCUCGGAGACAAAGGACAGUCCCUCAGAGACAAAGGACAAACACUUGCCUUAUCGUGACAGCAAGCUCACGAGAUUGCUGCAGCCCGCAUUGUCCGGUAAUUCGCUUGUCAGUAUUCUUUGUACUGUCCAAUUGGGCAGUUCGGUCAAUUCAAACUCUGGAGAAACCCUGAAUACCCUAAAGUUUGCCGCCCGAGCCAAGAACAAUAUUGUCAGCCACGCCAAACGAGCAGAUGAAGCGUUUGGCGGAGGUGGUGGUGACGCGGGCAGCCGUGUCCUGCUCGAGCGCUAUCGGAUGGAGAUACAAGCUCUGCGCGGCCAGCUCGAGAGUCAAACAAAGGUUCAGGCCGAAAAGGAGAUGAAAUUAGAAGAGCAAAAGCUCGAGCAGGAAGCUCACGAACGACACGAAGAACAGAUGCUGGAAAUGCAGCUAGCUCGAACUGCUCUAAAGGAACGUAUAGAGCAUCUGAAUCGCCUUAUUUUAUGCUCAAAGUCCACAGGUGUCAAUACUCAAGGCACUAUUUCUGCCCUUGGUCGGUUAUCGAGGAUGUCUUCCAUACUCGACCCCGGUUCUCGCUCCCUACGUUCUUCGGUCAGUCAAUCCACGCUCAACAUUCAUCGGCCGGUUUCCUUCCUCUCCGUCAACAGCCAGGACAUGAAUUUACCUCUUGGUAAUGAGGACGACGAGGAUAUGAUGGGCGAAUUUGCAGAUGGGAAAGCAAGCGCUCAGAGACAAAUCUCGGCUCUUCAGGCGGACCUCAAUGACAAAAAUCGUUAUAUCGCAACGUUGGAAAGACGCCUACUUCAAGCCCGACGAUCCAGCCACUCGCGCAUGUCCAUGGGCAUCAAGUCGGGCGGGUCCCAUGAUAAUUCUGAGCUCAUGGCCCAGCUACGAGAAAAGGAUAUGGAAAUUAACGAACUUCGGCUUCAGCUUGACGACAAGGAUCGGAUGCUGACAGCGCUUCGUUCUGCUGCUCGUCACCGGGACCUAGCCCAGCUCUCCAUCGAGACACAGACUCCAUCACCUACCCAAACUUCGGUGCCUCCUACACAAACCCCAGCUCAAACUCAACAGUCGGCGGGCAAUGCUUCCCCGGGUGCGGCUCCCAAAGUAUCUGCUGGCCCUGCAGAGAUAGAAACGACUGUGAAAAGGAGGAGCAUGGACGAGGUAUCGCGCAUUCUCGACGAGAUGAUCCAGGAUCGAGUGGAAAGCGGACAUUUGAUCAAGGGCUCACGCGGAAGUGUCCGAGUAGCGCCAGAAAGCCGACGAACGUCAGAAUCAAAUCCAACCGUUCCUGGUCUCAGCGCGGUAACGGCAUGCGCAUCACCUCCCCCUUCUCAUCCUCUUCCCCCUCCUCCUCCGGUUCAUCCACGUCAGAGUCUGGACGUCUAA